This is a messenger RNA of Copidosoma floridanum, 1905 nucleotides long. RefSeq names its product sphingosine-1-phosphate phosphatase 2. Gene Ontology annotation, molecular function: sphingosine-1-phosphate phosphatase activity. Lineage: Eukaryota; Metazoa; Arthropoda; Insecta; Hymenoptera; Encyrtidae. Gene Ontology annotation, biological process: sphingosine metabolic process. The record is from RefSeq and is a predicted model, not a curated record. Gene Ontology annotation, cellular component: endoplasmic reticulum membrane.
UUCAAUUGCUUACUUAUAUUCCUAAGUUCAGAAAAAAAAAAAAAACGAGAGGCUGUAUUAUCGUGUCACCUCUUCAGGAGGAUGACUGUUUCACUGCUCCUAGAAAUGUUUCACCAUUAACUAGUAAAAAUACCUAACACACUCUCAAAUUGAUGGAAAAUGUGGUCAACUUUCGUUCAACAUUACAAGGAUCCGCUCUUAGUUGCUAAAAUUCAAGAAUUUUUUGGUAUUCAAAUUCAUUAUAAAAAUAACAGUCAUGAAGAAACAAAAAAUAAAAGUGGUAAUGAAAAGUCAAAAAGCGAGAAGAAUGGCCUCAAUAGUGAAAAAUCAAGUACAUUAGUUCAUGGAUCUUACAAUCAAAUAAAUGAAAACACAACAAGAGAACGUCACAAGGAUGUAUUAUCACCAAGCAGCGAGAUAUCAGCAAUUGAAAAUACUAAAUCCCAUACAAUAAAAAAUCAAUUUUGGUACUAUCUGUUUGUAUUUGGUACAGAAUUGGGAGAUGAAAUUUUUUACUCACUAUUCUUUCCAUUUUGGAUCUGGAAUAUUGAUGGCACGGUUGGGAGGAGGAUUAUCUUAGUUUGGUCAAUUAUUUUGACUACAGGGCAAGUUCUGAAAGAUAUUAUUUGUUGGCCUAGACCUUCAUGUCCACCAGCAGUGAGAUUGCAAAAGAAAUGGUCAUUAGAGUAUGGAAUGCCAUCAACACAUGCCAUGAUUGCUGUUUCAAUUCCUUUCAGUGCUGUUUUUUUCACUAAAAAUAAAUACAUUUAUUCUUUUUCUGCUGGAUUUGUCAUAGCUAUUCUAUGGUGCUUAUUGAUUUGUGUCAGUAGAAUAUACUUGGGCAUGCAUACUGUGCUUGAUGUCAUUGCUGGAUUAGUACUAGCUAGUGGAAUGAUGAUAGUUUUGGUCCCACUUGUAGAUGCAAUUGAUGACUAUUUCAUUACUAAUAACUGGGCUAUUUUAACAUUGUUUAUUAUCGGAGUAGGAACAAUAGUUUAUCAUCCAACCAGUGGCAUAUGGACACCAACAAGGGGCGAUACAGCACUUGUUGUUGGAACUGGCACUGGAAUUCAUUUAGGUUACUGGAUAAACUACAAGACUGGAAUACUUACAGCAUCUCAAUUACCUCCUCCAUAUAAUAUAACUUGGCCAACUAACCAAGAUAUUGUUAAAAUAAUAUCAAGAACUCUUUUAGGUUUUACCUACAUAUUAGUUCUAAAAGCGUUAAUAAAAAGUUUCAUUUAUUUUAUAAUGUGUGCCAUACUUAAAGUGAAUUCUAAGGAAUUGAAAAGAAGUGAAAACUCCUUGGAAAAUAAAAAUAAGAUACUAGUCGAUUUAGUUUACAAAUAUAUAUUUUGUUUUGUGAUAACUUGUAGUAUGACUUCUGUACUGCCCAAGAUUUUUACCGUGAUUGGUAUUGAACGACCAACUUUUUACACUGAACUUUAAACGAAUUUGUUAUUUCAUGCGAUUUAAGGCACAAAUGCUGCACAAGAGUAGUUUAUUUUGCUAGAGCAAGAUAGUAAAAAGCGAAGUCUAAUAUAAAUUGUCAUUUAUAACUUUAAAAAAACGAGGCCCAAGAUUGUAACUUGAUGUACAUUUUAAGGAUGCUACUGUCUUUUUUAAAAAAUUUUGUCAAAAGAAAAAACUUACCAUUACUGAAACAAAUUAAAAAAUGAUGAAAAAUGUAUAUAUAAGUUUUAUGUAGGUCAAUACGUCGUAUUACUCUAAUAAUAAAUGCAGCAGUAGAGCCUUAUGUGCAAAGGGGUAGUUCUUGUUUUUUUUUUUUUAAUUUUCAGAGAUUAAAACUGUUGAAUUGUAGUUAGAAGAAAUAUGUUUGAUAAAAUAAUUAAUAAAAUACCAAUGUUUUUGUUACAUUUUUUUAUUAAAAAUCAUAAACUAACU